This is a messenger RNA of Rhopalosiphum maidis (corn leaf aphid), 2120 nucleotides long. Its product is annotated as ubiquitin-conjugating enzyme E2 R2. The transcript has 5 exons. The record is from RefSeq and is a predicted model, not a curated record. Gene Ontology annotation, biological process: protein polyubiquitination; ubiquitin-dependent protein catabolic process. Bases 728 to 1456 code for a protein of 242 amino acids. Lineage: Eukaryota; Metazoa; Arthropoda; Insecta; Hemiptera; Aphididae. Gene Ontology annotation, molecular function: ubiquitin conjugating enzyme activity.
GACGACUCAGCAGCCGCCGUCGACGAUCUGCGCCGCGUUUCCUCUACACAGUCUUCGUUCCAACUCGUCGUCCCGUUAUCUUUGUUAUUGUUAUUUUUUUUUUUCCGUUCGUUCGUUUUCGCUAUUUUUUUUACACACUCCCGGCCGCAACCUCUCUCUGAUCGCCACCACCACGGGCACCAGCACAGCCUGCCGUACCGGGACACACCAUCGCGCUCACAGGUCGCACUCGUACAUAUUGUUAUUGUUGUUAUAUACGUGCAAUAGUAAUUAUAAUAUAAUAUAUAUUUUAUGAAAACCGUGUUAUUUUUAUUAUCGUUAUUACCGUUGUUAUUGCUAUUAUUAUUACGCACAAGCAACAACUUUCGGACGAAUACAAAAAAAUAAAAAUAAAAUAUUACGUCCCGACACGACCGCGCGACGGUCAAACAUCGUACGCGCACGCACACGGCCGUGCAAUAAUAAUAUUGUAUAUAUAUAUUUGGUGCGGUGCAUCGUCGUCAUUCUGCAGAGUGUACGCUCGUUUCGUUUUCUUCGUAACAACAAUCGUAACAAUAAAGAAAAUAAUGCGCAGUGUGCUCGCCACCGUCAUUUGAAGAAGAACACAGCGUCAUAGUUAUGCGCCUUUUGUGAUACGAUUUUUCUCCGAAAUCCGUAUCGUAACGAUAUUCAAUUUACAUCAAUAAUACACUACAAACGUGCUGAUCGAUACGACGACACAUUAUUUAUGGCUAUCAAUCAGAUACUGUCGUCGAGCGCCCACAGAGCCUUAGCGCACGAGUACAAGAGUCUUCAGGAUGAACCCGUUGAGGGAUUCAGGGUCAAGUUGAUCGAGGACAACCUACGGGAAUGGGAAGUGGCCAUAUUUGGACCACCGGAAACCCUUUACCAAGGAGGAUAUUUCAAGGCUCAUAUGAAGUUUCCGGCAGACUAUCCAUAUUCACCACCAACUAUAAGAUUUCUGACAAAAGUAUGGCAUCCUAAUGUGUAUGAGAAUGGUGAUCUAUGUAUUUCAAUUCUUCACCCACCAAUAGAUGAUCCUCAAUCUGGAGAGUUACCAUGCGAAAGAUGGAAUCCUACCCAAAGUGUUAGGACAGUAUUACUAUCUGUAAUUUCUUUACUAAAUGAACCCAAUACAUUCAGUCCUGCUAAUGUAGAUGCUUCCAUCAUGUACAGACGGUGGAAAGAUUCCAAAGGAAAAGAUAAAGAAUAUGAAAAUAUAAUUAAAAAACAAGUUGUAAGCGGCCGAUUAGAGGCUGAUAGAGAUGGAGUUGUGGUUCCACUUACACUAGAAGAUUAUUGUAAAGUGAGCCAAGUUGCUCGUUCUUCAGCUGCUGCUGCUGCAAUGGACAGUGAUUUUUAUGUAGAAGACUACGACUUAGAUGUUGAGUCUGAUGCAAACUCGGAAGAAGAGUAUCAGGAUGAUGCUACUGAUAGUGGCAAUGGUGAAUCAUGAAACCAAACAACUAUUAGGCAUUUUCAAAACAUUAAACAAUAUUUAAUAAACAGACAUAAUAAUUGCUAUCAAACAUUUGUCUGUGUUGGACAAAAUAAUUUAAGUUCUGUUUCGGGGUCAAUGGUAUCUCUUUGCAUGUGAUCUUAAUUUUUAAGAUAACAAUAUGUGACAUUGUUCUUAUAUCCUACAGUCACUUAUACACGGUAGACUUUAAUAUAUCCCUGUAUACAUAAAUACAUAUACAUACAUAAGUAUAUAUUUAUACAUAUUAUUUUUUUGCUUUCUCCAAAUUUUAACUAAAUUGUAUAAUUUUUAAUAAAUUACUACUACUAAAAAAAAAGUAAUAAUAAUAUAAUAUCUAUUGACAUAAUUUAUAGCUUAUUCUCGUUCAUCCCAUCAUCUAUAAACUUAAUACUCCUUAAAGUGUUUAGUUUUUUUAAUUAAUUCUAUUUUUUAUUCUUUAUAGGCAGCUAAAAUGACUGAGAAUAUUAUUCGUCAAAUUUAAAUAUUGUAUUGCUACACACAUGUAGAUAGUAAAUUGAAUUUAAUGUUUAUUAUUGUUUUUAAUACUUGUCUUGACUACUAAUGUCUUAUAUAUGAAUAUGUGAUAACAAAAAGAAAAAAUGAGCUCAUAAUAUGAAAUAAACCUUUCAUGAUAAAUUCA